AUGGAAACUGGAUACGGAGACGUUGUACAGGACUGCGGGGCUAGUGCCGACCCCAUGGGCACGACUCUAGAUAUGCAUCCGUUGGAUCCGCCACCGCCCGACGUGCUGCUCGCACUGCUAGCCAGGAAUAAAGCGUUAGAAGGUGAGGACGAGACAUAUGCAGCUCAUAUUAUGAUAUUUCAAUUAGGGAAAUGGAAAUUCAAUGAACAGCACAUAAGGAUUCUCAUAUUAAACUUUUGUAGAACUUAUAGAUUUAUCAGUAACCUAUACAGCAUGCUACAAUUACUGUGGCAAGCACGUGUAUGGCCCGGCGCCACGCGACAGGGCGGCAACGCGUGUGCGUGCUCACUCCCAUACACGCCGGGCUUUUUGUACGGGCCU
Molecule: messenger RNA, 381 nt
Organism: Iphiclides podalirius (scarce swallowtail)
Lineage: Eukaryota; Metazoa; Arthropoda; Insecta; Lepidoptera; Papilionidae
Source: the annotation of a GenBank genome assembly